CUCCAAGCUGGUUCCAUGUCUGAGCAGGGACUAGAACCCAGACCACCUGGAUCCCUGCUCCACCUUUUGAACCCCUACACUGGCUCUCCUUUUCUAGCAGAAGAGAGACUGACUCUCUUAGCCUGACUGAACCCUGGGCUUUGAACUCCACGUCCUGUCCCCAGAAGGGUGCCAGAUCCAAGGAAUCCUGCAGGCUGGAGUAGGCCUUCCGUCUGGCCGACUUCCCUCUGCUUCAGGCAAUGCACGCACCUGCCUUGGCGGUGAAGUGCCGCCUUCUCGCUGGUUUGGCCGCUCCCUGCCAUGGUUCUUGCUGGCUGCUUGCCCUGGGAGGGGAAGGUUAACGAGGGCCCGGCUGCUCUGUUCCCCCAGGCCAGGCUGUCCAGACGCUCAUCCUUGGGCCAGCAACGUGGGACGUGGGCUUUCCGGGGCAGAAGACGGUCCUCCUCUUUUGUUGUUUUUGUGUACAUCUUCCCCCCCACGCCCCCCCCCCAUGCUCAUGGUUGCCCUUGUACCUGAAAGUUGGACUCUGCGCAGGUUCACACAUCAAAUCAACCCAUCCCAGGAUGCCGUCACAGAGGCUGACGGAAGCGCCGAGAAGCCGUGAUGAGCCAGGCAGAUGCUUGGGCGCCAUGGCUUGCGUCCCGCCCCCCCCCCGCCCCCCCCCCCUCACGCGCAGAGAAUCUGUGUGGCUGGAGGGGCUGCUCUUGGAUACUGCUCCGAGGCGUGACCUGUCCUCCCCCUUGGCUCUCGCCUCUGUCCUCGCAGGGCUUCCGGCCACAUUCCCAGCUCUGCCAGUGGAGCUGGCCGCCCUCUGCAAUUCCCUCUUGCUGGAUCUUCAUCUCUCCAGCCACUCUGCCGAGGAGCUGCUGCCGAAAAUAGACCACGGGCUCAGCAGGGUCCUGGAGGCGUGUGCCGUGCCUGCCCAGGGAUGCGGCCCAGAGGACCUCUGGCGGAAGCUGCUCCGGCAGGGGCUCCCCGAAGAGCUCCAGGCCCCCCUGCAUCAGCUGGCGGCCCUGCAGGGGGCGCUCUGGCUGGCCACGGGCCGCCGGGGAUCUGCGGCAGGCCUCUUCCAGCUCCUGAGCGGCGCCAAGAGCCAGGGACCUUCUCCUCGCCACGGCCGUGAAGCUGAGCUCACCUCACUGCUGCAGGCGUGGUGUCCGCCGGACGUGGAGGCAUCGGAUCCCCUCCUUGUGGAAAAUGGCCAGCACCUGGGAGGCGCUCUCCGGGUGUCCGCCGCCCUCCUGCAAGGUGUCGACGAACUGGACGCCGGCCGUCCUGCGGCCGCCCUCGCCCACCUCCAGGUGGCAGCCACCGGGCUGUGCUCCAGGCAGGCCCUUGCCCGGAUCUUCGCCUUGAUGGGAUGCUGCAGCUGGAAGGCGGGCAAGCCGCAGAUGGCCCUCCAGCACCUGCGACGGGCCCUCCAGGUGGAUUUCGCGUUCCUCCCGGCCUUGCACCAGGCCGCCGCGCUGUACCGCCAGCUGGGGCUUGUGGACGCGGAACUGGAGGCCCUGGCGCUGCUUCACCAGGCGACGGUAGACGCUGCCCACCCGGGUUUCCCAAGCCCAACAGAACUGCUCAUCUGUGGCCCCAGACUGGCUGCCUUCUUUGUCCAGAAGAGUCCCGUGGAAGUGAAGUACACGAUGGCCCAGAGGUGUCUCCAGGCGGGGAGGGCUGCCGAGGCGGUGGAGCACUACCUGGACCUCCUGGCCCUGCUGCAGGACGGACCUCCUGCCCAGGUGUCUCCCCGCAGAGAGUCAGCCUUGCCCAGAGUCCCCGAGGUCUUCCUGGAAGCGGCCUCGGGCCUGCAGGAGCUGGCCAGGCACCGAGAUGCCAUUGCAGUGUGCGAGGAGGUGGUCGCCCGAGCGAGCGAGCUGGUCCCGGAGCGGCUGCAGGUGGAGCUGGGCUGCAGUGCCAGGGCGAUGGCGGGAUCCCUGAGGGCCCAGGCUGCUGGCGUCCCCGCGAGGCAAACGAGAGAGAGCCUGUGCUGCGUGCUUUGGCGGGCAGCAGCCUAUCUGGCCCAGGGCUGGGCCUGGGCCGGGCUGGGAGACCCCAAGGAAGCCGUCGGCCUCCUGAGCAGGUGCCUUAACGAUCUCCUAAGAAUCUGUUUCGUGAGUACAGGCAGCAGCCCCGAGGAGGAAAUGGAGCGGACGGCGAUCCCGGAAGCAAAGGUGCUUUCCCAAAUCAGGCAGCUGGCCCUGACUGGACGGGGCGCUCAGUUCCUGCAGCUGGAGCGCGACAAAGAGGCCUUGAUGGAUUUCCAGCACAGCUUGUGCAUCUGCCCAGACGGUCCCACUGCUAACCUGUACUUGAUCCACACCCUCUGGAAGCUGGGCCGACGGCAGGAGGCGGCGGCACGCUGGCAGAGGUUCUGCUCCAGCCCUUCUGCUCCAGAGGUUCCAAAGGCAGAAAGAAGCUUCCCGCUGUACCUGCUUACGUAUGUGAAACAGAUGACAUUCCCUCACGCGGAAUCCCUCACCAGGACCAUGGAAAGCUGCCUGAGAGGGAGCGGCGAGGGCACCUAGCCCUGCCGCUCCUCCGCUGCUCUUCCUUUCCGCUUAGAUGUCCUUCUGGGUGGUUCUUCCGGAACCCUCCUUGCCUGCGUAAAGCAGAACGUUGCUCUUGGAUUAACGGGUGGGUUAAUCAUAAAAAGUGUUCCUAGCAAAAAGGAUGUAUGAUGUAGAAGCCUAUUUUUUCCAUUUCAUAAAAAUAUUUUCACAAAA
This is a messenger RNA of Varanus komodoensis (Komodo dragon), 2720 nucleotides long. RefSeq names its product FA complementation group G (gene FANCG). NCBI's taxonomy places the organism in Eukaryota, Metazoa, Chordata, Lepidosauria, Squamata, Varanidae. The transcript is spliced from 12 exons. The record is from RefSeq and is a predicted model, not a curated record. Gene Ontology annotation, biological process: interstrand cross-link repair. Gene Ontology annotation, cellular component: Fanconi anaemia nuclear complex. Bases 564 to 2522 code for a protein of 652 amino acids. Gene Ontology annotation, molecular function: protein binding.